UUGCUAGUGUCAAUAGCGGCGCUUGGUUCCGGAACGCUGGACAGUUUCUGUCUGUUAAUUGGUUUAUGAAUUAUAUUCAUAAUACAUUAACAUAACGUGAAACAAAUCUCAUUAAUUUUAUUUUUUUGAUGAGUAUUUGUUAGCAUUGUUUUAUCUCAAAGUGUUUGACGUACAGUAAUUCUUGAGUGACAACUACCCUAUAAUCAUGGCUCCGGUUGACAAUACUGUAACGGACAGCAAGGUUGAAGGAUUCGAAUUUAUUUGCUCUCUCACUUCCAACGAUAUAAUUCCGGUCCAUAAAUACCGAUCAAAAAAUACAGGACUCACUAUAUUUAUUGCUGAAGUCGAUGGUCCUGUCGUCGGCGGUUACUUCUGUCUUGCUACUGAAGCUUUUGACGACGAUGGAUUACCUCACACCCUAGAACAUCUCAUCUUUCUUGGAAGCGAGCAGUACCCUUACAGAGGUGUGCUGGAUCUUUUGGCAAAUAGAUGUUUAGCUUCAGGUACUAAUGCUUGUACUGAUGUUGAUAAUACAUUUUAUACAAUGGAAACUGUGGGAAGUGAAGGUUUUUUGACAUUACUUCCUGUUUAUCUUGACCAUAUAUUGUAUCCAACGCUAAAGGAUUCAGCAUAUACUACAGAAAUUCAUCAUAUUACUGGAGAAGGUGAAGAUGGUGGAGUAGUCUAUUUUGAAAUGCAAGAAAGAGAAAAUGUUGGAGAGUUUCUGGUUCAUCAGGAAUUAAGACGUGCAAUUUAUCCUGGUAAAUGUGGAUAUAAAUCAAAUACUGGAGGUGCAUUAAAAAAUUUAAGGGAGAGUACCUCUAAUCAAAAAGUCAAAGAUUAUCAUCAAAAUUACUACAGACCAGAGAAUUUAUGUGUUAUAAUAACAGGGCAGGUUAAACAUGAAAAUGUAUUUAAAGCACUUUGGCCUAUUGAGGAAAAAAUUAUGAAAAUGGGUAAAAGAAGUCAGUUUGAAAGACCCUGGCAAAGUGAAAUACCUCCAUUCACUGAAAAUGUUGAACGCAAUGUUUUUUAUCCUUGCAAUGAUGAAACUAAUGGUCUAGUCUGCGUAGGAUGGAGAGGACCAUCUACUGUUUCACAUAGAAUUGAUAUGCUUGGUUGUAUGUUAUUGCUCAAGUAUUUGACGGAUACAUCAGCAAGUCCACUACAAAAAGAAUUUGUUGAGAUUGAAGGGUCUUUUGCUAGUGAUGUGAAAUUUUCAUUAUCAGAAAAUUCGGAAUCUUUGUUGUACAUUAUAUUCCAGAAUGUACCAAAAACAAAAAUUCCUAAAAUUUCUUCAAAACUUAUGAACUUUUUGAAAGACAUUUAUAAAAAAGGAAUAGAUAUGCAAAGAAUGGAAACAGUUGUUAACAGACACAUUCUGGAAACAUUAAGUAAUUUAGAAAGUAGCCCACAUGAUGCAGUUGCUUAUAUGAUCAUUGGUGAUUUUUUGUUUGGAAAUGAUAAAAAUGAUUUGGAGGAUAGACUAAAUGAAAUAAAAAUAUUAAAAACAUUAACAUUGAAACCAGAAGCUUAUUGGUUGGGUUUAUUGAAAAAAUAUUUGAUUGAUGCUCCUUCUGCAGUUAUGAAAGGUAUUCCAAGUGUUAUAAAAUUACAAGAACUUUCAGAGGCAGAGCAAAACAGAGUUGAAGAAGUAAAAACAAAGCUAGGUCCAGAAGGCUUAAGUUUGAAAGAAAAGGAACUUGAUGAAGCAGUGCUUGAAAACGAUACAGCUAUUCCUGAUGAAAUAAUAUCAUCGGUACCAAUACCAGACACUGAAUCCAUAAAAUUUCAUCAGUUGACAAGUUAUGUUACCAAUGGUGAGCAACAUCCAAAAUUCAAUGUGGAUAAACUGCCUUUUUUCACUUACUUAGAUAAUAUCAACACAAAUUUUGUAUAUAUGUUUGUUGUCAUGGACACAUCUGAUAUUACUUUGGACAAAAAACCUUAUUUACCUGUUCUCUUAGAAUCAUUGUUGGAGAGCCCAGUUCUAAGAGAUGGCGUUUUAAUACCCUAUGAAACUAUAGUUUCAGAAUUAGAAAUGGAUACCAUUGCAGUUAGUACCAGAUUAGGAGUCGAAGAGUCAUCAAGAUUUUCAUGUGGCUCUUAUAGUCAGAGUGCCAUUUUAGUACUACAGGUUGAAGUUGAUAAAUACGAUAAAGGUGUGAAAUGGAUUAACGAUCUGUUAUAUAAUACUCGACUAACUGCGGAAAGAUUGAAAAUUAUAUCAACAAAAAUAAUUAAUGAUGUAGCUCAAAUGAAGCGUAAGGGUAAAAAGUUGGUUGAUGAUCUUUUAAAAAGUUUGAUUUAUAAAAAAGAAAGCAAUCAUUAUAAUGUCAGUAUGCUUCGUCAGCAGCAAUUUCUCACCAAAAUGUUGGAAAAAUUAGGCGACGAUAGUGAAAAAGAAAAAGUUUUAGAAGAGUUAGAAUCAGUGAAGAAUAUUUUAACAAAUCCUAAAAAUAUGGUUUUAUUCUUAACUGCACAAGUUGAUAGACUUUUACAACACGUUACUGAUCCAUAUAAGUCAUGGAGUAAUUUUUCAAACACUGAUUCGUCAUUAAAACAAAAACUGCAUGUAGUUCCUGAAUACACUCUGAUGAAAACUCCCGAAGAAAUGGAAUGCAAUGGGUGCGUAACUGGAAUCGGCUGCGUAGAAUCUGCAUUUCUUUCUCAAUGUGCUCCUAGUAUUAAUAGUUACCUAGAUCCAGAUUCAGCUCCACUAUUAGUAUGCUUGCAAUACUUUACACAAUUGGAGGGUCCAUUGUGGAAAACUAUUAGAGGUCUAGGAUAUGCCUACAGUUACGAUAUUUUUGUGAAACCAAAUCAGGGUCUUAUUUACUUAACUUAUUUUGGAUCAACAAACAUAAUAGCAGCUUACAGAGAAACUAAAAAAGUUAUUUUUAACUCUUUAGCUGAAAAUAAACAAGAUAAAUGGGACGAGUUGCUUUUUCAAUCUGCUAAAUCUUCUUUAAUAUACGAAAUAGUUCAGAGAGAAAAAAGCGUAGGUGAUAUGGUACUGAAGUCUGUUUUGUCUCACUUCAAAAAUAUACCUCAAGAUUUCAAUCGUCAAAUGAUUCGAAACAUUUCUUCAGUUAAUAUAAAAGAUAUGCACAGAAUAGCAUCCACAUACUUAAAACCAUUAUUUGACCCAAAUGUCUGUAAAACAACGGUAAUAUGCCAUCCAACCAAAGCUGCAGAAGUAGUCAAGGCUUUCAAAAAUCACAAUCAUGACUUGAAACUGUUCGAUACUCUUGAAGAAACUUGGCUGAAUUCUUGGUAAACUGUUGGGGAGUUUUCCUGUUACAAGUGUUAUUCAGUUAAUGUUUUCUUUCUUUUACAAAUGACCAAGCAAAUAAAAAUUAUUUUGUGAUGCAA
Molecule: messenger RNA, 3375 nt
Organism: Trichogramma pretiosum
Lineage: Eukaryota; Metazoa; Arthropoda; Insecta; Hymenoptera; Trichogrammatidae
Exons: 14
Coding region: 206-3280 (1024 amino acids)
Molecular function (GO): metal ion binding
Source: RefSeq, a predicted model, not a curated record